Molecule: messenger RNA, 2961 nt
Organism: Balaenoptera musculus (blue whale)
Lineage: Eukaryota; Metazoa; Chordata; Mammalia; Artiodactyla; Balaenopteridae
Gene: RNF180
Product: ring finger protein 180
Exons: 9
Coding region: 317-2095 (592 amino acids)
Biological process (GO): norepinephrine metabolic process; protein polyubiquitination; positive regulation of proteasomal ubiquitin-dependent protein catabolic process
Cellular component (GO): endoplasmic reticulum membrane
Molecular function (GO): ubiquitin protein ligase activity; metal ion binding; ubiquitin conjugating enzyme binding
Source: RefSeq, a predicted model, not a curated record
CGCCCAUGAGCCGAGACCGAGGCCGCAGGUUCCGGGCCGCCGGCGCAGCUCGAGCGCUUUCCGCGGGGUUUGGCUCCUGUCGCUUCCCGUCUCGCCGAACCUGCAUCGCCGCCAACAGAGCCGCCGCCGCCGCCGCCGGAGCCGCCGCCGCGAGUCCUCAGAGCCGGGCUGCGGGCGGCCGGGCGCUCCGGGACGACGCGCGGAGCGGGCGGCUCCGGGACGCGGACGCAGAAAACACUGCAAAGUUGUCAUAUGAAGAGGCAAUCAAAACGUAUGCAGCUAAAAAUAUAGUGAAAAAAUAUAGAGGAUUAUACAAAUGAAGAGAAGUAAAGAAUUGAUAACUAAAAAUCAUAAUCAAGAAGAAAUAAGUAUUCUUCGUUGUUGGAAAUGUAGAAAAUGCAUAGCAGGUUCUGGUUGUUUCAUGGAAUGUCUUGAGCAUCAAGUGACUAAGGAUAGACAUGAUUCAGCUGAUGAUCAAAAUAUUUGUCAUGUGUGGCAUAUGGAUAUAGAAGCCCUUCCAGAAUGGAUACACUGCCUAAUACAGAAAGCCCAGUGGACAGUUGGAAAACUGAAUUGUCCUUUCUGUGGGGCCCGUUUAGGGGGCUUUAAUUUUGUCAGCACUCCAAAAUGUUCCUGUGGCCAGCUUGCAGCUGUACAUCUCUCCAAAAGCCGGACCGAUUAUCAGCCAACACGGUCAGGCCGACUAAUGAGACCCUCGCUGAAAUACUUGUCACAUCCUAGAGUUCAGUCAGGUUGUGACAAGGAAACUCUGCUGACAGGUGGCGCCUCCAAAAACAGAAAUCACGGGCUUUUAAACAUGGCCCAAAAUAAUAAUGGUCCUGGAAGAUUAACGGAAGCACUCUGCCUGGAGGUACGGUCAACAUAUUUCAAGAUGAAGAACGAAAAAUUGCUCUUCAAAGCAUCAGAUCCAAAAUAUCAGCUUUUUGUUCCGCAGCUUGUGACCGGCAGAUGCACUACGAGAGCUUUUCAUAGAAAAUCACAUAGCUUGGAUCUGAACAUCAGUGAGAAACUGACUUUAUUACCCACUUUAUAUGAAAUCCAUAGUAAGACUACUGUGUAUCCCAGGCUAAAUGAAACGCAGCCUGUUGACCUUUCGGACUUGCCUUUAGAAUCAAGUAAAAAUAACCGUUCCUUUCAGAUUUCAUCCAGUUUUGAUCCUAAUAUGCUGCUGCAAAGAUUUUCAGUGGCUCCCUGUGAGACCCAGACACAAAGAGGAGGAGAAUUUCAGUGUGGUCUAGAAGCUUCUGCAGUGUACUCUGGCCAUGCUAGUUCUAACAACCUGACUUUCCUGAUGGACAUGCCCUCAGCUGGGAGGAGCACACUGGAGGCCCCAGACCAGGAAGAGCACCUCUCUCCUCUGGACUUCCUGCACUCAGGCAGUUUUUCAUUGGGUGCCAUUAAUCAGAGGCUCAGCAAGAGAGAAAAGAGCAAGCUGAAGAAUCUGAGACGGAAACAACGAAGGCAUGAAAGAUGGCUGCAGAAGCAGGGUAAAUGUCCAGGAGUGGGAUUGCUGGAUCAUAUGACUUUGGAUAAUGAGAUGAGUACAGAUGAUGACAAUGAAUAUGCAGAAGAAAAGGAGAGCUACAUCUGUGCAGUGUGUCUGGAUGUUUAUUUCAACCCCUACAUGUGUUACCCUUGCCACCACAUCUUCUGUGAGCCCUGCUUACGGACUCUUGCCAAAGACAAUCCUGCAAGCACUCCCUGCCCGUUGUGUCGGACAAUUAUUUCCAGAGUCUUUUUCCAGACAGAACUGAACAAUGCCACAAAAACAUUCUUUACUAAAGAAUAUUUGAAAAGAAAACAAAGCUUUCAGAAAUCCAGCUCUGCAAAGUGGCCCCUACCAAGCCGCAGAAAAGCAUUCCAUCUUUUUGGAGGUUUCCACAGACGUGCAGCUCCAGUUACAAGAAGGCAGUUUCCACAUGGUGCACAUAGGAUGGAUUAUCUGCACUUUGAGGAUGAUAGCCGUGGAUGGUGGUUUGACAUGGAUAUGGUGAUCAUCUAUAUUUAUUCAGUGAACUGGGUCAUUGGAUUCAUUGUUUUCUGCUUUCUUUGCUAUUUUUUCUUUCCAUUUUAGGAAUUUUCAUACCUUACUAUGGUUGAACAAUUACAAAUGAUGUAGGUAACAAUUACUUAAACAUUUUUUUAAAUGUGCUUUGAAAUUUUUAUAAUGUUGCAUUAUAUAAAUUGUUGGUGUUUAUAGAAAAUCUGAGAAUGGACUUAUUUAUGAAUGUUUUUCAUGUAACAAACUAAACUUUAUUCAAGAGCUAAUCUAUCUAGCACUUAGCAACAACGCACUGUUAAUUUCAUAGUUCUUGGUUUGGGAUUUGUGGCUCUAAUUUUACAAUGUCACUUUUACAUUUAUCUUGAUUUUAUAGACUGAGGUUUUCCCUCCACUUAAAAAUAGUAAAAAUGUAAAAUUAAAUGAUAAUUUGAGUAGAUAUUAUCAUUAAUGAUAAUAUAUUUAGUCAAUCAUCACUUAUCCUCAGGCAAGUUAUAUACAUUAAAGAUAAACCAUAUCCUCUGGGAACUAAUCUAGCAGGGUAUAUACAGUUUUGGUUUCCAAUUAUCUCUACAUAUGUCCUUAUGUUCCUUUCUGUUACCAAGACAGCUGACUAUCCUUUUUUGUAGAGACCUAAUAAUAGCAUUAGUGCAACAUUUUAAACUAUUACAAGAACAGAAUAUUAAACACAAAAAGAAAAGCAAAAAACAAAAAACAAAGCUGAGAUUAAUUCCCACCAGUAGAGACUUAGCAAAAUAUAUUAACACUUUUCCAAUUGCAGGAUUAUUCACUUGAGGAAAUUAAAAAUUUACUGACUGACAGACACUCAGUAGCCUAAAAGAACAAUGCAUGUCCAACAUGUAGUUAAUUUAGUGAUUCUUUUAACUUGGACAUUGUCAAAUAUAUUGUAAAUGUGCAAUAAAGAGUGGCUUUUACAUUUU